AUGCUCGCGACAGGCAUCCUCUCCGUCUGCCUCGUCGGCCUUGUCGGCGCCCAACUUGACGCGUUCGCCCUUCCGUCGGCCCAACGGUAUGCCCCCAAGCCAACUGUUCCUCCAGAGUUCUCCAACUACUUUGAACUGGAUGGACAUGCCCGCGAACUGGUAGAUUCUAUUCUGGGACCUCGUCCAGGAGGUCUCUUCCCAGAAAAGACUUUCGAGAUCGGAUCUCCAAUCGAGCCGGUGCAGAACGGAAACCAGCCAACUCAUGUGGUCUCCAAGCUGGAGAGAACUCUCGAGUCCUUCUUCACUGCCCCAGAAACUCCAGCAGGACAGGCCCUCCCACCAGGUUUCGGGUCGGGGUUUUCCUUGCUCAACAACAAUAAGGCCCUGACCUCGUUCGGAGACAUCCGCAGAUCCCCAUCGGGCGACAAGAACAAGCUUGAUGAUCAGGAAGUCGAAGGAUCCGGAGACGGAAAGAGUUCUAUUGCUGGCAUUCCAAACGUAAGAAUUUUAGAUCAACCACAUCUGUAUUACAUUUGACCUCUAGAUUGCCGUCAAGCUGCCAAAGUGGCCCGCAGCCCAACUUGAACCUGUUCGAACUGUCGCCGUGCAAAGAGAUGUCGUUGGAAUGCCAGUCAUUGAGACGGCGCCGGCAGUGCCAGAGGGAGGGUUCCUGCCAUCUUCUGAUGUGCGCCGCUCGCCCGCUUCGGUGUCUGAAGUCUCUCACUCUAUCGACGACAAGGCUGAUGACCUUAACACCGAGGAGGUUGGCAUUGUCUCUCGCUAGCCAUUAUAAAUACCGCCCCGUUUUCAGUAUGGAGGCCUUUCCGAUGACACGAACACGUCUGGCGGCGGUCUGAUCGGCACCAUCUUCAACCUCAUCAAACUGGGAAGCAAGAAGGCCAAGGAGGCCCCGACAAACGGAACCGCCACCCAGGCUGAUGUAAGUCAACCCAUGGACCUUCUAAUGUAAUGUUGAGCUUAAAGAACAAGAACUCCAUCGGAAAGGCCGUCUCGAAUCUGCUCGGAGGAGAGCACAGUCCACUUCCAAGGCCAGGAAGCAACAUCCUCACGGACAUGCUCUACAAGACCCUCUCCAGCGGAUCCCUUGAGGUGAAUUGCACAAAUGCGUGCGUACAAUAAAAUGAACUUUCAGUCCAACGAUACCAUGAUCGACAACAAGAACAACGGAUCCAUCGUGCUCACCCCAGCCCAGUCCGCCGCCAUCAGCAGCAAUUUGGAGAUGAUUCAGGACCUCAUCAUCAAGCCAUCUUCUCCACUUUGCACUUCCAAGCCAGAUCCAGUUGACUUCGAUCUUGACGGACUCAUGGGCCAGUGGUACCAAGUCGUCUACUCGCCACCAGUCUCGACCGGACCGUGCAGCAUGGUGUCGUACAAGAAAUUGAGCGACAAUGGAGAAGGUACUGUAGCUGAGAAUACAGACUCUCAACGAGUUCAUCUCAAUUACAGAAACCGGUUCGAUCAUCGACGUUUACGAGUACACGACCGACGGAACUCCAUACGGAAAGCCGAUCAUCUCCUCCGGCUACGCUCUUGUUAAGGGAAAGGGAGAACUCAUCUUCAGAACCAACUCGAACAAGGAUGACGUCACGGUUCAUAUUCUCAGCGUUGGACCAACCAACCAGCACGGAGAGUACGAAUACGUUCUCAUGUCGACCAACUGCAACUAUCCGAUCUACGUCUUCGCCAGAGACGCCAGCGUUUACAAGCAGGUUAGUGGCUGUGGGCAGACUACAAAAGAUGAGAAUUUCAUUAUAGAAGUAUGAACCACUCGUCAAUGACUUCAUGGACAAGAAGGGAAUCGUCAACGGUAUCACUCGUCUUUUGAACGUAGUUGCUCCGGUCGACAACACCAUGUGCGUCUUCCCACCACAUCUCUUCUACAACCAAGGAAGAUAA
Messenger RNA from Caenorhabditis sp. 36 PRJEB53466, 1917 nucleotides. NCBI's taxonomy places the organism in Eukaryota, Metazoa, Nematoda, Chromadorea, Rhabditida, Rhabditidae. The record is from the annotation of a GenBank genome assembly.